Diatraea saccharalis (sugarcane borer) is the source of this 900-nucleotide messenger RNA. NCBI's taxonomy places the organism in Eukaryota, Metazoa, Arthropoda, Insecta, Lepidoptera, Crambidae. The record is from the annotation of a GenBank genome assembly.
AUGCCGCUAAAACGGACACCUCCGAAUACCUCGCAGAAUAGUGCCGACUCUGACAUAAAUCCUAGCUCAGCCGUCACUGACACCGAGAAUGAAAGUCGCUCUAACGUUUUAACCAGACAUCGGGCACGUAAGCGGCAGUAUGAUGACGAACUGACAUCUGUCAUCACUGAACUUAAAAAAACUAUAGAGACGUUCAAAAACCAACAAGAAACUCUGCAGUCAAGUAUAAAUGAUAUACGAAAGCAAAAUGAUGGGAUAAUUAAGUCAAUGGAAUUCAUGUCGGCAAAGUACGACGAAAUUGAUCAAAAGCUAUCCAAGAUGGAAUUUGAAAGGAAAACUCACCUAGCUUACAUACAAACACUAGAGGCCAGGGUUGAAAACUCUGAGAGACUUCAAAAGCAGGCGAGCAUCGAAAUUCGAAAUAUCCCUAUUCAGACUAAUGAAACAAAAGAAGAUCUUAUAAAUGUAGUUCAAAAAAUUGGUGAGGCUGUAAAUGUCAAUGUGGAAAGAAACCAAAUUCGUGAUGUUUUUCGACUUCAUACAAAUAAGGUUUAUAAUCAGAAUAGCAGGACAAUAAUUGUAGAUCUGACUACUGUGAUUUUAAAGGACAAAAUCCUAACCUCGGUGAAAAAUUACAAUAGGAAGAAUAAGGAUAACAUGAUAAACACAGGCCAUAUUAAGAUCGACGGGAAACCACAACCGAUUUUUGUCGUUGAAUGUUUGACACAGGCAGCUAGAAGAAUAUACUUCCUUGCACGUGAGUUUAGUAGGAAGAAUGAGUACAAUUAUUGCUGGAUUGCACAUGGAAAGGUGUUUAUUCGAAGAAAAGAAGGUUCCCCAGCUCGUCGCAUCAACUCUGAAGCGGAUCUGGAGAAACUAUUGUCCAAAUCUGACAAGUGA